Chiloscyllium plagiosum (whitespotted bambooshark) is the source of this 706-nucleotide messenger RNA. Lineage: Eukaryota; Metazoa; Chordata; Chondrichthyes; Orectolobiformes; Hemiscylliidae. The record is from RefSeq and is a predicted model, not a curated record.
GCUCUGUUUUGUUUUGGUGUCUAUGCAUUUUCUGCCCUGCGAUAUGGUCUGUCAGACGAAGAUGGUAGCGGACGAGGAGAUGCCGCCUGCGAAAGGGGAUGGAUUGGCCGUCUCCAGCCAGAUCUGGCUCCCGGCGCCUCCGCCCUCAUCCCCGGCUCCAACCCCGGCUCCAGCCGGCCCCGAGCUGGCUCCAGCUCCAAGCCCAGCCCCAGCCCCAGCCCCGGCCCCGGUCCCGGUCCCGGCCCCGGAGGCAGCGGGAGGCGGCCAGCGCCGGGCGGUGAAGCCGGAGCCGGCACUGCUGAUCCGUGAGUUCCAGCCCACAGACCGGCCCAGCGUCCGCCGCAUCUUCCGAGAGGGGAUUCUGGAGCGGGUCCCCAACACCGCCUUCAGGGGCUUAAAACAACAGCCUGGCAUCCUCCUGCUCUAUUCCUGCUUCACCGGUAAGUCAGCCCUGUACUUUACCCCGAAACCCUGCAGUCCCUGUCACACCCACCCCCCCUUCCCCCCCAAAUAUAUACCGCUUUAUAAUGUUCACCUUUGGGAAGGAUCAGAGGGGGGCAAACACACUGCUUCAUAUAUACAUAUAGGACUUAAUUUAUAUAUAGCGUUUAUUAUAUACAGGGUUGGUUAUAUGUACAUACGGGAGUUAUUUUUAAACAUGGUUUUUUAUAUAGAGAUAUUUUUAUAUAAAAUUUAUAAGAUAUAG